CACUAUCUGCUGAUGACAGAGGGAUUGUUUGGAUUCAGCCCUCUGCCUUCUCCUCAGGGCUCUCCCUCUCUCACUCUGCUUAUCCCACUAACAAGGGGGGGGAUUAAUUUAUUUUUUUUAACCUGCAUUUGAAUGUGUCCACUUCUGUUUCUCCCCUUCCUGUGUAAUAUCCGGGUAGGAAAGUUGGAGGAAGCAUCUUUGGAGCAGCGUUGGACCUAGUGGGAGCUCGAUCACUGAGCUGAAGGGGGAGACGAAAGGGACAUUUGGAAGAGGAAGAAGCAACCAUGGGUGUACAAAAGGAAGAUGUGGAAAAGUUCCUGAAUGGGAACCCUGAUUUUGCUAAACAAUACUUUGCCAAAAAGGUGAACUCUUCUACCAUGUCAAAGGUUUCAGGACUCCCAGAAAAACAGAUCGACUUCAGCCAGUUUCGGGAGCUCAGUCAGAUUGAAGAAAGCAGAAUUAUGUAUGACCUGAUCAAAGACAUGCAGGAGAACAUCAACAUGGAAAAGGUGGUUCUCAAGAUCCUGAAGAGAAUCAGCGCGCUCAUCCUUGCUGACCGCUGCAGCUUGUUCAUGUAUCGCCAGCGGAACGGCGUGGGAGAGCUCGCCACUCGACUCUUCAACGUGAGCAAAGAGUCCGAUUUGGAUGCCUGCAUUGUGCCGCCAGACUCUGAGAUCGUGUAUCCGCUGGACAUGGGAAUAGUUGGCAAUGUUGCCCUGACCAAGAAGCCUAUUAAUGUGAAAAAUGUCAAAGAGAACCAGCACUUCAGCUCAUUCGUUGAUGAACUCACAGACUACGAGACCAGGAAUGUUCUUGCUGCACCCAUCCUCAACGGCAAAGACAUGGUGGCAGUGAUCAUGGCUGUGAACAAGACCACGGGACCAUAUUUCACAGCCGAAGAUGAAGAUCUUUUUUUGAAGUAUCUGAAAAUUGCCAGUUUGAACUUGAAGAUUUACCACCUGAGUUACCUCCACAACUGUGAGACACGUAAAGGGCAGCUGCUACUAUGGUCAGCCAACAAGGUGUUUGAAGAGCUGACAGACAUCGAGCGACAGUUUCACAAAGCCUUGUACACAGUCCGAGCCUACCUCAACUGUGACCGCUACUCUGUUGGUUUACUAGACAUGACGAAGGAGAAGGAGUUCUUUGAUGUGUGGCCUGUGCUGAUGGGAGAGCAGCCACCUUACUCUGGCCCCGUAACUCCCGAUGGCAGGGAGGUCAACUUCUACAAAGUGAUUGAUUAUAUUUUACAUGGAAAGGAAGACAUCAAAGUAAUACCCAAUCCACCUGCAGACCACUGGGCUUUGAGUAGUGGCCUACCUACUUAUGUUGCCGAGAGCGGUUUUAUUUGUAACAUUUUGAACGCGGCUGCUGAUGAGACAUUCGAUUUUCAGAAAGAGCCGCUGGACAGCAGUGGUUGGACAAUAAAAAAUGUUCUCUCACUGCCAAUUGUCAACAAAAAGGAAGAGAUAGUAGGUGUGGCCACAUUUUACAACAGAAAAGAUGGAAAACCUUUUGAUGAUCAGGAUGAACAGCUCAUGGAGGCUUUGACCCAGUUCCUGGGAUGGUCAGCUCUGAACACAGACACUUACGACAAGAUGAACAAGCUCGAGAACCGCAAAGACAUCGCUCAGGACAUGGUGCUCUACCACGUCAAAUGUCGAGAUGAUGAGAUUCAGAACAUCCUGAACACCAGAGAGGUCUAUGACUGUGAACCCAGAGACUGUGAAGAGGACGAGCUCCUAGCUAUCCUGAAAAAAGACCUCCCUCCGCUGAUUAAGAAGUUUGAGAUCUAUGAGUUCCGUUUUUCGGAUUUUAACUGCACAGAGAUGGAGCUGGUGAAGUGCGGGAUCCAGAUGUACUACGAAGUUGGUGUGGUCAAGAAGUUCCAGGUCCCUCAGGAGGUGCUGGUUCGCUUCAUGUAUUCAGUCAGUAAAGGCUACAGAAGAAUCACCUACCACAACUGGCGUCAUGGCUUCAAUGUUGGACAGACGAUGUUUACACUAUUAACGACAGGAAUGCUGAAGCGAUACUACACUGACUUGGAGGUAAUGGCCAUGAUAACUGCAGGCUUCCUCCAUGAUAUUGAUCACAGAGGAACAAAUAACUUGUACCAGGUCAAAUCUGGUAACCCUCUGGCCAAGUUGCACGGCUCCUCCAUUUUAGAACGGCACCAUCUAGAGUUUGGAAAGUUCCUCUUGUCUGACGAGUCACUGAAUAUCUACCAGAACCUUAACAGGCGACAGGUAGACCAUGUGAUUCAUCUCAUGGACAUUGCCAUCAUCGCCACUGACCUGGCUCUUUAUUUCAAGAAGAGAACCAUGUUCCAAAAGAUUGUGGACCUCUCACAUACAUAUGAGGACGAAAAGAAAUGGGUCGACUUCUUGUCACUAGAAACAACCAGAAAAGAGAUUGUCAUGGCCAUGAUGAUGACCGCAUGUGACCUGUCUGCUAUCACAAAGCCUUGGGAAGUGCAGAGCAAGGUUGCCUUGUCUGUGGCAGCAGAGUUUUGGGAGCAGGGUGACCUGGAGAGGACAGUGCUGGAACAGCAACCCAUUCCCAUGAUGGACAGGACCAAGGCGGCAGAGCUUCCAAAGCUACAGUGUGGUUUCAUUGACUUUGUCUGCACGUUUGUCUACAAGGAGUUUUCUCGCUUCCACCCACAAAUCCAGCCCAUGCUGGAUGGCAUCCUGAACAACAGGAAGGAGUGGAAUGCCAAAAAAGAGGAGUAUGAGGCUAAGCUCAAAGCCAUUGAAGAAGCAAAAGCUGCUAAAGAGGCAGCAGCAGCCAGUAAAGCAGCUGCAAACAACCCCAGUGGUGGGUCGGGCUCCAAGACCUGCUCUGUGUGCUAAACGACCAAAGAACUGUUUACAUCGCUGGGAUCGACGAAGACACAACAGCCCGAGUUCAUAAUUAUCUAAGAACCACAGCCAGUCAAGCAGUCUCACCGCAAUGGAAAAAAAAAAUGUCAUGAAGUCAGGAGGAUGGAUAUUUGAAUGCACGGCCCUGUAGUACCUCUUCAGAAAAGUGGUUCCAGUCGGAAAAGAAAAAACCUGAACACGGAGCGAUCAUCACCAAGGACAGCAAAGUUUUAAGAGCUUUAAGAGACAAUGACCAGGUGAGCCAAAAAAAUUUGUUCAAGUCUGACCACAUCUUGGUAAGACAUAACUGAGGAACGGAAACCAAAAAGCAAACAACCACAUGAUCGCGUUUGAGAAUAAAUUGCCGCUCCCUGUCUUAAAAUCAUUGUACUUUUAUGAAUCAAGAGUGAAGGUGAUUUUUACACUUCAGGUUUCUCUCAUUAUAAAUUGUUUGCUUAUCUCUCAAGGAUUCACGUUAGUGAUGGUGUGUGUGUGUCUGUGUACUGUGUGCUUGUUGCAAGUUGUGUUUCUCAAAUGUACAAAUACCCCCAACUUUUAUAUUUUUUCCCCCCAACUUCUUACAACUGUUUAUUUACAUAGCAAACAUCUCAGGAGGACACAACCUACAUCUGUGUUGUAAACAAUAAUCCCGUACAGAACGUGAGUGCAGUGUUAAUUUUUUAUGCUCAGGCCUCUAUAGAAUAUUUAUGUUUGGGGAUUUAAUUGUCUAUAUAUUUACUACUGUAGUAUUUUAGUUUUCACAGAACAUAGACAGUCACCUUUCAUUCAUAUUCCAAAAGUAAUCCAAUGUUGACUCCUUCCAGUCACAUACUAUUUACAAAUGAGAGUCUGUUUACUGCAGAAAGCCAAAGGUAGAUGUUCAGUGAUGCUACAGUAACAACUUUUUAAAAUGAGUUUAACAGCGAACACUUGUAAGUUUACAGUCAGCAAGUCUGUAGAUGCUUAUUCAUGAUGCCUUUAUAUUGUAAAUAAACAGUGUGUGGUUUAUGAGUGUGAGACGGUAGCCUCAGAUAUGUAUUUUACAAAUAUAGUAUUACAAAUGUCUUAUUAAAUAAGAACAGGAAAUCAGGUGGUUCCACAUAAAACUGAUUCAUUUGAAUUCAUUGUGCUUGUUUAUAUCUGCAUGAACUAAGAUGGGCUACAGCAUGAGUGUAAUCAAACACUGGGAUCGGCAAGUUUACUUAAACUGGUUUAAAGAGUGAGUUGUACUAUAUUAAUCCCCACUUGAAAACUACCCUCUGCGCUGGACUCAUCCCAAAUAGGACCAGGAGUCAGUCAGAGCGCACCAACUGGGGAUCAGUGCGAGUAAUCAUGAACAUGCAAACUACUCCACGCGACCAAUUCAUAAACUCAGGACUGUUGUGCUGCAAGGCAAAAGCACUAAUCGCUGAACCAUCAGGCUAUUCUUAUUACAAUCCCUGAGUGCAGGCCUUGAAGGCAAUGAGGACACAGAGCUGUUUGAAACAGCAUAAAGAAGCAACUGAGCUUUGUAUAAAGACUUCUACAUACUGUCCCACUUCCUGUGAAUAUCCAACUAUUUUUCUAGUUUAAAGCUAAAGAGCCUGCCCUGUAAUUAGUUAUUUGCAAACACUAGCAAAAGUCAUAAAGCUGAAUAACAAAUUUAUCAUGCUUGAUUUAAAGAAAGUUAAAUGUAUUACAUAUAUGGAACUGCUAUGGUGAGGGUUUAUUAAAGAUGACUGUAAUGUUAGACCAUAAAUCAACCUAAAUGUGCUGUGGAUGUAACCGUGAUUUUUUUUUUUUAAAUAGACUUCAUUUACUUUUCAGUCAGUAUUGUAAAGCUUGCCUCCUCAUGUGCUCCAUAUGUACAGUGAUGACCCCAAUAAAAGCAAGUGUAUUUUUAA
Archocentrus centrarchus (flier cichlid) is the source of this 4744-nucleotide messenger RNA. RefSeq names its product phosphodiesterase 6B, cGMP-specific, rod, beta (gene pde6b). The coding region runs from base 285 to 2852 and encodes 855 amino acids. The transcript is spliced from 24 exons. The record is from RefSeq and is a predicted model, not a curated record. Lineage: Eukaryota; Metazoa; Chordata; Actinopteri; Cichliformes; Cichlidae. Gene Ontology annotation, molecular function: protein binding; 3',5'-cyclic-nucleotide phosphodiesterase activity. Gene Ontology annotation, biological process: signal transduction.